UUGAAAUACUGCAGGGACCAGAUUGAGGAAUGGUCUGCGGCUGAGGCAAAUCUUUUCGAGGAUGCUCUCGAAAAAUACGGAAAAGAUUUUUCGGAUGUACGAGUCGAUUUUCUUCCUUGGAAAUCUCCUCGUGACAUAGUUGAGUAUUAUUACAUGUGGAAGACUACAAAUCGAUAUGUCGAGCAGAAGAAGAAGAAGAAUGCAGAGCACGAGAGCAAGCUCAAGCAGGUUUACAUUCCGAAUCACUCUAAAACGGCUGGAACAGCGGUAAAAGGAACUGAACCAUGUGAAGGUUGCAAGAUCACGGAAAGCAGUGCUUGGCAUGCUUGGGGACCGACUAAUUUGCAGUUACGACUUUGCCAAGACUGCUGGUGGUAUUGGAAAAAAUAUGGUGGCCUGAAGGAACGCCAUCAACAUGUGUUGUUCCAACGCCUGCGUCCGCUAGUAAAUUUCCUAUUUUCCCCUUAUGUGUUCGACCAAAACAUGCUGAGAAGUAAGCGUUGUACCCCAUUGCUGUUCAACUGUGUUGCAUUUGCUCGUGAAAAUAGUAUAAUCUCGCUAUACAAUCGUCUCGUGAAGAAGGUUCUUACAGCUAUAGGUUCUAUACUGCUUAAUCUCGCCGUGGAUCCCUCGUGUUCCAUCAGCUAA
This is a messenger RNA of Strongylus vulgaris, 648 nucleotides long. The record is from the annotation of a GenBank genome assembly. NCBI's taxonomy places the organism in Eukaryota, Metazoa, Nematoda, Chromadorea, Rhabditida, Strongylidae.